AUGGCCUACGGCAACACUACCAUCGGCACCACCCCCUACGGUCCCCACUGGCGCAACCUCCGCCACCUCACAGCCCUCGAGAUCCUUUCUCCGCAUCGUCUCGCCGGCUCCCUCGCCAUCCAGCAGGAGGAAGUCAGGCUCCUGGUGAGGAGCCUCUACAAGGCGGCCUCCUCUGCCCAGGGCGGCGGUUUCACAAGGGUGGCGAUGAGGUCGAAGCUGCAGGAGCCGUCCUUCAACGUCAUCAUGAGGAUGAUCUCUGGGAAGUGCUACUCCGGGGCCGCUGUCGACGCAGGCGACGCCGAGGUGGCCAGGCGGUUCACGGAGGUGAUAGAGGAGGAAUUCGAGCUGAGCGGGACGGACCCAAGCGAUUACUUGCCAGUGCUGAGGAAGGUGGUGGACUUCAAGGGGAGGGAGCGGAGGAUGGUGGACGUGGCCAAGGGUCCGAUCUAA
Eucalyptus grandis is the source of this 450-nucleotide messenger RNA. RefSeq names its product isoflavone 3'-hydroxylase-like. Gene Ontology annotation, molecular function: monooxygenase activity; oxidoreductase activity, acting on paired donors, with incorporation or reduction of molecular oxygen; heme binding. The record is from RefSeq and is a predicted model, not a curated record. The transcript has a single exon. NCBI's taxonomy places the organism in Eukaryota, Viridiplantae, Streptophyta, Magnoliopsida, Myrtales, Myrtaceae. Bases 1 to 450 code for a protein of 149 amino acids.